AUGGCCUUCCUCCGCCGAUUGACAGCACUUAACACAUCUAUCUCCGGAACCCUCAUCAAGACUCUUCCGCCGGCCUCUUCUUGCUACACUGGAAACCCUUUUGACUCAACUCAAAAUUGUUCUUCAGUCCAAAAUAAUUGGGCUCUGGCCUCAUCGCAAGCCAAUACACCAGAAGGGAUCGAUUAUCCUAUCUAUGCCAAUAACUCCUGGCUUCCUACCGAUGUACCGAGGUAUCAAGCUGGUAAAGACUGUGAGAUAGGUGGUCCUCCGAUUUAUGUUGUCAAUGCCACUACCGAGGAUCAAAUUGCUACAGCGAUGGAAUGGGCUACGGAAAGCAGUGUAGACAGUACCUCGGGCGAAAUUUUGACGGCGAACGCGGACCAGAAUCCUGACCUUCUCUGGGCCACCCGAGGAGGCGGUCCUGGUACAUGUGGCGUCGUGACUGAAUUCGUUCUACAAGCAUAUCCUGCAAUCUCUUCUUUUGUAGCUGUAAAUCUCGAGGUGAUUCCUCUCGGCUCUGAAAACGAUACUACCACUACAACAGUUUUUAUUGUAGUAUACUAUUGCCUACACUGCACUGCAAUAGCAGCUUGGAAUGCUCUGGCAAUCUUAUUCCAAAGUAUCCCAGACCUAAUGGACACUGGUAUCGCAGGCGCAAUGACUGCCGCUACUGGCUGUUCAGCGAGAGCUCUUUCCGGCUUAAGAUCCGCACCCCCUGGUGUUUACUUCUCACAAGCAUUCUACGGAUACAAAAUCAGUACCCCUGAAAUGGCCACUGUCAUCUUCCCUUUAAUUGAGAAAAUGAAGGAUAUUUCUGAUGGAUCACUCUCUCUUAAUUACACAGUCACAGAUGUAUACCCUACUUAUCUCGACAUUUUCUAUGCUGGUGACCCUGGCGAAGAUCCAGCUGGACAAGUUCCUCUUCUUUCUACUCAUUUACUUGGGCGCGCGCAACUCUCUGAUGUCUCAAUGGAAAAAGUAGCUGCAUAUCUACAACGCGCGCUAGCAAGCCAGGGUGGGGGGUGGAUCUCACAUGAUAAUUGGCUUACAAGUAGGACCUGGCCCGGCUAA
Botrytis byssoidea is the source of this 1071-nucleotide messenger RNA. RefSeq lists its product as uncharacterized. The record is from RefSeq and is a predicted model, not a curated record. The transcript is spliced from 3 exons. Bases 1 to 1071 code for a protein of 356 amino acids. Gene Ontology annotation, molecular function: flavin adenine dinucleotide binding. NCBI's taxonomy places the organism in Eukaryota, Fungi, Ascomycota, Leotiomycetes, Helotiales, Sclerotiniaceae.